Messenger RNA from Corapipo altera (White-ruffed manakin), 1623 nucleotides. Its product is annotated as 5-hydroxytryptamine receptor 3A-like. Gene Ontology annotation, biological process: regulation of membrane potential; nervous system process; signal transduction. The coding region runs from base 1 to 1623 and encodes 540 amino acids. Gene Ontology annotation, molecular function: transmembrane signaling receptor activity; extracellular ligand-gated monoatomic ion channel activity; neurotransmitter receptor activity. Lineage: Eukaryota; Metazoa; Chordata; Aves; Passeriformes; Pipridae. Gene Ontology annotation, cellular component: neuron projection; synapse; membrane. The record is from RefSeq and is a predicted model, not a curated record. The transcript has 12 exons.
AUGGAGAAGGCGCUGGACUCCGAACGGAGGGGCCACCGGUUCGACCUCUGCCCGCGUGCUCGUUCAUCAGCACUUCUGGAUUCUCCCAGUGCAUCAACCUCCUUAGCUGGCAUCUCCCACCGGACUGGGGAAAGUCUUCCCACCAAGCAGCCAGAGCCAGUGCCCGCGGGGCACGAGCAGGAGGAGGAGGAGGAGGAGGAGGCCCGGCGGCGCCGAAACGGGGAGAAAGAGCGCGGAAAUGGGGCCACGCGGUCGCUGCGCUGCAGCCCCCCAGUGAUGCUGCCAACGCCCGGCAUCGCCCCCCGCCCCUCCCGGACACACGGUACCAUUCGCCUCCUUAUUGGGGAGCAGGAGACAAUGCAGCGAGUUUUGAUAGCCAUCCUCACCUUUUCUCUUGGGACAGCAGGGACUGCUCCAAAGUACCUCUGCACCUACUAUGACAUUGUUGACUACCUGAACAUCUCCUCUCACGACAAGCUGCACACCUACAUACUGCCCAAGGCAAACCUGAAGGAGCCUGUGGAAGUGAAGUUGGAUUUCAUGCUGAUGGCUAUUCUCUCUGUGGUGGAAAAGCUCCAAACAGUCAGUUUUUACUUCGUCUUGAACCUGGAGUGGAAAAACCCUUUGGCAACCUGGAACCCGCAGGAUUUCUGUAACAUUUCCCAAAUCAUUCUUCCCCUGGACACGUAUUGGUCUCCCCCCAUCUUCAUCUUAGAGCGAGUGGACGGACAAAGCUCAGACAUGAAUUACAUGGUCCUCAUGCACAAUGGCAGCUUCAACUCCACCCGGCCCCUCCAGGUCACCCUGACGUGCAGUUUGAUAAUCCUCAAGUUCCCCUUUGACACCCAGACGUGCAACUUGAGUAUAGCUUCAUUUCUCUACCCAGUAAGAGACCUUGUCAUGAAGACAAGAAGGACAGCAUCUGAGAGCAUGAAAGACAGCCAGAGUUUCUUCCUAACUGAUGGAGAAUGGAAGUUCACCAAUCUGAGCAUCAUUGAACGCACGGAAACGAUGGAUGACGAAGGAUUUUCUGUGAUCACCUACAUGAUUUCCAUGGAGAGGCGACCCACUCUGUACAUUCUGAACCUGAUCCUCCCAACGUGUGCCCUGUACCUGCUGGACAUGGCUGUGUUGUUUGGACCCAGCUCUCUUGAGGAGAAAAUCAACUUCCAGAUCGCCAUCAUCCUUGGCAGCUCCAUGCUGGCUGUGAUCCUCAACAACAGCCUCCCAACUUCCUCCAACAAACCACCUGUAAUAGUGCUGUUCUUCCUGGGCACCUUCCUGCUCAUGAUCAUGGCUGUGUUAGACACCUUCUUCCUGCUGUACCAGCACCGCAAAUCCCGGCCCUUGGACAAGGUUCUCAGAAGAUUCCAGCGACACGUGGGUGCUGAGCUGGCCAAGACACCCCUGCGCAACCAGCCCGUGACACACCUGGCCAAGGAAGGUCUCCAGCAUCUGAGCCCUCCCAAGAAGGCCGAGGGAGGAGGGCAACCUGCCAAGGGCCACUGGCGACCACAGGAGCAGAAUUCGUUUAUGCCAGUUCUGGAGAAGGUCCUUCUCUACAGCCACUUCUUCCUGUCCCUGUUUUUUUUUACUCUUGUUUUUGUAAAAUGGAGCAGCUAA